AUGGUGAGGAGAAAUAGAAGUGCAAUUUGGAACCAUUUCGAUAAAUCUGAAAACCUAAAAGCAAAGUGCAAAUAUUGUAGCCAAAACAUCAGCAUUGCAAAUGGUUCGUUAGGAAAUUUGUCAAGACAUAUGAAAGCUAAGCACCCUACUCUUAAAACUGUUGCUGAACGAGAGAUACAAGGACCACUUGCUGACGGACAAAAUCUGGAUAAUGUGCCUCACCUUCUUGAACCACAACCGGCAACAUCAAACAUGCAAGAUGAGCGGGUAAAUACUGCAGUACAUUUGAAAUAUCCUGUGUCGUCGAGUACACUGCGAGAAUAUUUUGUUCGGCCUGUCCCCUCGUCAAAAGCAAAAAACUUAGAUUUGCAGUUAGUGCGGAUGAUUGUCAAAGAGUACCAACCCAUUUCAAUUGUGGAAGAUAAGGAAUUCAAAAAGUUCGUCAACAUGUUGAACCCAGGAUAUUCUCUGCCCACGAGAAAAACAAUUUCUCAGACUCUCAUACCGAAUCUUUAUCUUUCCGAACUUGAAAAAUUAAAGAACCGGAUGCAGUAUGUAAGUGCAGCAAAUUUAACCGUAGAUUCAUGGACAUCUAUAAACAAUGAAAAUUUUAUUGGUGUAACAGUUCAUUUUUUUAGUGACGAUUUGAAUCUAUCUUCAGCGUUAUUGAACUGCGAAUGUUACGGGGAACGUCACACUGCGGAAAAUUUGAGUAAGUUUUUAUUGGACACAGUAAAAGAAUUUAACAUGGAAAAUAAAAUUGCCGCCUGUACAACGGAUAACGCCCCAAACAUGAUUGCAGCAGUGCGACGUUGCCAAUGGCGUCAUUUGCCGUGCUUCGCGCACACAUUGAAUUUAGUUGUACAGGAGGCAAUUAAAGAGAUUGGCCAAACUAUAAAAAAAGUAAAAUCUAUUGUUGAGUUUUUCAAACGUAGCUUACAGGCUCAAUCGAGACUGACUCAUAUACAAGAGCAGAUGAGUUUACCACCUCGUAAAUUGAAACAAGAUGUGGAGACUCGCUGGAACUCCACAUAUAUGCUCUCGAGGAUAAUGGAAGUCAAAGAGGCGGUUAUUAGUACGUUAGCCAUUCUAGAAAAUGACUUAAGUUCCUCGUUAAGUAGCCAUGACUGGAAGAUCAUCCAAUAUGGCACGCAAAUUCUAAAAUUGUUCCAGGAUGUGACUAACGAAAUCUCCGCAGAGAAGACAGUCACACUGUCCAAAACGCUUCCAAUAUUAAAAAUAAUGCGGAGAAAGCUGCACAGCCUCUACAUUUUCUUACGCGGAGAAUCAGCUCCAAUUGAAAUCAUGCGUAUGAUGGAGAAAUUAAGUGAACAAAUACUAAAAAGAUCUAGGAGCUAUGAAGACAACGAGCUUGCUUGA
This is a messenger RNA of Acanthoscelides obtectus, 1380 nucleotides long. The record is from the annotation of a GenBank genome assembly. NCBI's taxonomy places the organism in Eukaryota, Metazoa, Arthropoda, Insecta, Coleoptera, Chrysomelidae.